AUGUUCGAACAAUCGAAACAGCGUAAAAUUUUUCGCCACGUUCUUAAAGGACUUCAGUUUUACCAUAUGGUGGAUGGAAGUGGAUGUACGCUCGAUGAGUUGGUGUCAUACGUGUACUUGAAAAAUAAUCGAAUCAUAAAACCGUUUCACGUCAGGAAAAUGGUCAAAGAAGUGCUGGAAGCUUUUAAAGUAUCGCAUCUUGUGCAAAAUGAUUGUUGGGGAAAUUAUGAACUCCACCAUAUACUACUUGAAGGACCAUUUGAUUGUGACGAACAACAUGUUGUGCAACCCACGAAUUCCUACCGCGACCAAGGACAAGGAAGUUCGAACGAAACGUUGUCCGAGGUGCCACACUACGUUAAUGUUUUGCAACGGAAAGGUACUGAUUUUCAGCUACCAAAACACAAGGAACUGAGCAAAGAAGCUGUUGAUAACGAAUCUGGAGCGAUAAAUACUAUUUCCGACGCUGGAUCCCCAAGUCACUAG
Molecule: messenger RNA, 486 nt
Organism: Anopheles cruzii
Lineage: Eukaryota; Metazoa; Arthropoda; Insecta; Diptera; Culicidae
Exons: 2
Coding region: 1-486 (161 amino acids)
Source: RefSeq, a predicted model, not a curated record